Messenger RNA from Fopius arisanus, 828 nucleotides. Its product is annotated as soma ferritin. Bases 81 to 797 code for a protein of 238 amino acids. The transcript is spliced from 3 exons. NCBI's taxonomy places the organism in Eukaryota, Metazoa, Arthropoda, Insecta, Hymenoptera, Braconidae. Gene Ontology annotation, cellular component: cytoplasm. The record is from RefSeq and is a predicted model, not a curated record. Gene Ontology annotation, molecular function: ferrous iron binding; ferric iron binding. Gene Ontology annotation, biological process: intracellular iron ion homeostasis; iron ion transport.
AAGUUCCAUCAAAAAUAUUUUCCCCUCAAAUUCAUUACCGUACGGUCUCAAGAUAUUUAUAUCCUUCCAUCAACUCUAUUAUGCCAGUAAAAAGAAUGCAGAAAAAGUGUUGGAUAUCUCGGACAACAUCGAGACAAUAUGAAAUGCAUGUGAGAUGGUUUUAUUCAGAAAAUUGCCGAAGACUAUAUGAAACCCCGUUUUGUUCCAAAUCUCAAAUUCAUGGUCAAGGAAAAGAUAAAACUCCAGUAAAACGAAUUCAGUACCAAUUUCAUCCUGAAACUGAAGCGGCCUUGAACCAACAACUUAAUGUGGAACUCAAAGCUUCUUAUUAUUAUUUGUCAAUGGCAUUAUACUUUGGUCAAGUCAAUGUUGCUCUACCAGGCUGUGAAUCCUAUUUUAUGCAUAUGCACCAGGAAGAAUAUGGACAUGCAGUGAAAUUAUUAAAUUACACAAAAACUCGUGGAGGACGUAUCAGUCUAUGUGUGAUCAAUCCACCUGACGAACAGAAUUGGCUAAAUCCCCUGCAUGCAUUCCAAACAGCACUCGACCUGGAGAUAUCAGUUGCAGACGAUCUCAUUGCUGUCCACGGUAUCGCUGAAAAACACUGCGACAUAAGUGUGACUGAUUUUAUUAUCACCAAUUUUAUUGACGACCAAAUGAAGAGUAUCAGCGAAAUUGCGAGAUUCGUGACAAUCCUCUCUGGCAUUGGCAAUGAAGCCCUUGGUCAAUUCAUUUUCGACAGAGAUUUGUUGAAACAUUACGUUCCCCAAGAUUUCAAUGUCUUACGAAAAACAUGAUAUCGCGCCAACAAUUAUAAAGAAUAUUCAU